AUGUAUGGAAAAAUGUCAUCUGAGGAAGCAUUAGGAAGACAAUUGAAAGAAAUUGGGCUUACAAAAGGAAUACUGAAAGCAUUCCUUGAUUAUUACUCUGUAAAGUUAACCGAUGGUAUUGAACGUCUGGUUGCAUCUCUUCGUGCAAGUAACAUUGACAUCUACCUAAUAAGUGGAGACAUCUUCGAUUUGGUUAUCAAAGUGGCUAAACGCCUGGGUAUCCCUGAGGAUCAUGUAUACGCUAACCACUUGAUCUACGAUGCCUAUGGCGCUGUUGUUGAUUUCGACCGGAACCUACCAAUCUCUCGCUCAACGGGAAAAGCCGAAGUUGUUGCAUCGUUGAAGUCCAAACUAUCGCCGGAUAAUGGUGUCUUAGUAAUUGGCCCCAGAGUCACAGAUGCUGUAGCUUUCCCUCCCGCGGACACAUUCAUUGGUUUUGGAGGUAUCUACGAAAUACAAAAAGUUAAAGAUUGCGCCAAAUAUUAUUUUUACUCCAUGGACGAGAUACACAAAUUCCUAAAAAAUUCAGCUCUGAUUAGAUCACCCUGA
Molecule: messenger RNA, 549 nt
Organism: Rodentolepis nana
Lineage: Eukaryota; Metazoa; Platyhelminthes; Cestoda; Cyclophyllidea; Hymenolepididae
Source: the annotation of a GenBank genome assembly